AUGAGAAUGAGCUGCAACGGAUGCAGGGUGCUUCGCAAAGGGUGCAGCGACGAAUGCGAGAUCAGACCCUGCAUUGAGUGGAUCAAAUCCUCCGAGUCCCAAGCCAACGCCACACUUUUUCUUGCCAAAUUCUAUGGCCGCGCUGGCCUCCUCAAUCUCAUCAAUGCUGGCUCCCCAGCCCUCCGCCCUGCUAUUUUCAAGUCGUUAUUGUACGAGGCGUGUGGACGGAUCGUGAACCCGACGUACGGCUCGGUGGGGUUGAUGUGGUCCGGGGGCUGGGACCAAUGCCAGGCAGCCGUUGAUGCAGUUCUUGAAGGAUCGCCCAUCAUAGGAAUUGAUGCGGAUGUGCUGAAGCGGAACACGAAUCCGAACCUGGAUCCUCCUCACAAAUCCGGGGACAUACGCCACGUGUCCAGGGACCCAACCUCGGGCAGUUCCUCUCAUAACAAAGCUACAACCCGGAACAAGCUCAAGAGGUUCAUGAACCGGCCCAAAAUCCAACCAGAAUCUGCAACCGGGUCAAACACCAAGAGUUUGGCACAACUCUGUAAUGUUCCAGACCCGGAUGAUUUGUACCCGAUUCCGCAAGGAAACGGGUCUAGCGGAGAUCAACAAGCUGCUGAUGAUCAAGAUGGAGAGGUAGGGUUGGAGCUGACUCUUGGUCUUGGGUUACCUCCUCUAACCCAUCUUAAUUAAUUAAUUAGUUAUUAAGUUUGUGAUGUGGAUGUUUGAGGGAGUGACAAGUGGAAAGGAAAGUUACGAGGAGUAAAGCACAAAUGAGCUUCAUGCAAUGCGGGAAGGGAUCUGAGUUGGUUGUGUUUUUACUGCUGUUCCUUUUUGUGUUACUUUUUUGCUUAGAAAAUCUGUGUCGGCUAAAAUUUUGAGUGGAGUUCUGUUUUGGUGUAAGAGAAUUAGGACAGAUGUAUACAUAUAUGCGCAAGCAAAAACAUUUACUUUAGAUUUCGCAUUUGGCGAUUCAUAUAUGUAAAUUUCAGUCAAGAUCGUUAAUGUGCCAGUUCUUCACCGAAAGUGUGAAUUGUUUCCU
This is a messenger RNA of Malus domestica (apple), 1045 nucleotides long. RefSeq names its product LOB domain-containing protein 42. NCBI's taxonomy places the organism in Eukaryota, Viridiplantae, Streptophyta, Magnoliopsida, Rosales, Rosaceae. Gene Ontology annotation, biological process: regulation of gene expression. The record is from RefSeq and is a predicted model, not a curated record.